This is a messenger RNA of Mycotypha africana, 896 nucleotides long. RefSeq names its product Pre-mRNA-splicing factor SPF27. Gene Ontology annotation, biological process: mRNA processing. The transcript has 4 exons. NCBI's taxonomy places the organism in Eukaryota, Fungi, Mucoromycota, Mucoromycetes, Mucorales, Mycotyphaceae. Gene Ontology annotation, cellular component: precatalytic spliceosome; catalytic step 2 spliceosome; Prp19 complex. The record is from RefSeq and is a predicted model, not a curated record. Bases 67 to 723 code for a protein of 218 amino acids.
GUUUUUGACUUGCUUCUUUGAUUCAAAGACAAACAUUGGUCACCACACAACUCUAUCGAUUGAAUAAUGUCGCAGUACGCUAUUGAAGGAGCUGGAUCCAGUCGUCCCGAUGUGGAUAUUGAUGCACUUCCUUAUGUUGAUCGUGACGUGGACGAUGAAUCUACAAAGCUCACAGUAGAGAGAUUAAUAGAACAGGAAAUGCGUCGUAUGAAAAGAAAAGAUCGUUCCGAGUUGCCUCUGACGGUCAAUUUAUUUGAGAAGAAUGAGCUUUUAAAACAAGAAAUGGAGCGUAUCGCAAAAAAACAACCUUUAGAUGCCUUGGAUACCAAACGAUAUGAAUUGAAAGGCCCUGAAGAGGAUGAGGAUAAAGAAAGUGUGGAAACUUGGAAAGCAGCUGUUGACAAUGCGAAAUCACAACUCGAGUCGCAAGCAGGAAGUAUGUUCAAUCUGGAAUUGCUUUCAAAGUAUGGUGCCAAUGCUUGGCGAGUGCACAAUUAUCAGUUAGAAACCUCAAUCAACUAUGUCAAAAAGGAGACCGAAAGAUUACGUCAACAAAUGAUGGAAAUCAAUAGAGAGCGUAAACAAGAUCAAACACAAGCAGCCGCCUCAUUAUCAUCGUUAGAAAACAAAUGGUCAGAUUUGAUAUCACAGAAUUUACAAGUGGAGUUGGCUUGUGCAGCUCUUGAAAAUGAAGUAGAAGAAUUACGAAGAAUGAAACAGUAAAGAAAACUGUAUAUAAAUGUUGCCAGUGUAUCCCCUAUUUUUAAAAAAUUAUGUACUAUCCAAAAGAUGACCUAUAUCAACUGUGAAAGUAGUGUUUCUUUUUUUGUUUUUUUUUUUUUACUUUUUGACAUCCAAUUUUGUCUAACGGAAAGAAUGGACAAGUUGAGGGCAAA